Molecule: messenger RNA, 6396 nt
Organism: Chrysochloris asiatica (Cape golden mole)
Lineage: Eukaryota; Metazoa; Chordata; Mammalia; Afrosoricida; Chrysochloridae
Gene: FREM3
Product: FRAS1 related extracellular matrix 3
Exons: 8
Coding region: 1-6396 (2131 amino acids)
Biological process (GO): cell communication
Cellular component (GO): membrane
Source: RefSeq, a predicted model, not a curated record
AUGGCUGAGGCUUUUCGGCGCCCGGCGGGGACGCACCGGAAGCUUGUUGCGGUUCUCGCCUGCCUGCUACUCAGCUGCCCUCUGCUGCAGGGACAGAUACCCUCGCCCGGGACUGACCAGGAGCUCUACCUGCCGGACCCUGGAGGAGACCGUGGUCGUAACAUCCCCGACGGCUCCGGCAUACUGAUCGCCAACCCCGGGAUCCAGGUGCCUGUGGGGCGUUCGGUUUGGCUCGACCCGCUCCGGGACCUGAAGAUUCGGGUGCAGGCUGGAGACCAAUGUGAAGUGACUGUAUUGGACGCUCCGCCGCUACAAACAGGAGCGCUCUCCCCGCGCAGCUUUCCCUGCGCCUUCGGGCCCCGCCAGGUCCAGUAUACUCACUUUGGCGCGCGCAGCCCAGUGCGCGCACGGGUGCCGCUGCAACUUCGCUACGACGCUGUGACUUACUCGCUGGUGCUGCCCUUCACGUUGGCGGUGGACGUUGUCUUCUCCCAGUUGGAGCUCGUGACGCGCAACUGGCCCUUGGCACUGGAGAAGCUGCGGGGCUGUAGCCACGCCAUCGACAGACGAGUGCUGGGUUUCGCCUCCCCAGAGUCCGGAGCCACGGUCGCCCCCAAGUGCCGGCUCACCCCUCUUCCACUUGAAGGCAGUCCACUGCCCAAGUAUGGGCGCUUGGUGGACGCUGUGGGGAUCCCUCUCCCCAGGGGCAGAGGAGUAGACUGUGAGACUUUCAUCAGGGCUGGGGUGCGCUACCAGCACAUGGCCACCACCCCUUCACCCAACCGGGACUAUGUGCCCAUGAUGGCAGAGCUGCUAGGGCCAGGGAACCAAGGCACUGGGUCAAUGGAGGUGCUGGCCCGCGAGUACUUCCAGUUGUUGGUGAAGAUCCAUGAGGGAACCCAGAACACUGCACCUCGACCCAGCUUCCUAGCUAUGAUGAUGAUAGAGGUUGAUCAGUACAUGCUAACAGCCCUGACCCCUGAUGCCCUGGCUGCCGAGGACAAGGAGUCAGACCCUGAUGACCUGGUUUUCAACAUUCUUAAUGCCCCUAGAGUUUCACCAGAGUACCUGGGUCAACAGGGGUACAUGGUCAGCACCGACGACCCUCUGGGCCUUCCAGUGUUUUCUUUCACCCAGCGGGAGCUUCGGGAACUGAAAAUUGCCUAUCGGUCUCCUAUACAGAACUUGCCAGAGGAAUUCGUCUUCCAGCUGAAGCUGGAGGUGAUGGAUGGAGAUGGUGCCACCUCAGACCCCUUUGUCUUUGUGGUGGUAGUAAAACCUAUGAAUUCCCUGGCACCUGUGGCUACCUAUAACAGGGGGCUAGUACUUUCUGAAGGCCAAUUAAGACCCUUGGCCAGUGCCCACAGCCUGCAGAUAAGUGACAAAGAUAUGCUGGAAGAGGUGAAAAUGACUGUGGUCAGAGGCUUGAGACAUGGGCAGUUGGUGGUGCCUGGAGCAUCUGUUGGGUGCCAGUAUUUUACAGCAAUGGACCUGGCAGCUGGACGAGUGGCGUACCUGCAUGACGGCACUGACACCUAUAGUGAUAACAUCAUCUUCAGGCUUGAGGAUAAGCGCCACCAGGUGGAAUUCCUCUUCCCGCUAACCAUUAUACCUGUUGAUGAUGAACCACCAGUAGUCACUGUCAACAUGGGACUAUCACUAACUGAAGGGCAGGUGGUUCAGAUCUCUACCUUUGUCCUCAGUGCUACUGAUAUUGACUCUGAGGACACCACCAUUCGCUUUGUACUGGAAAAUCAGUUUCUGGAAGAAAAAGAGGGAGGAAGAGGUUGGGAUCAAACUCCUGGUUCUGCUCACUCAAACCAGCACCUCGGGGAGAUGUUGCUGAGGCAGAUUGAACCACCUCUGUCUCCCAUAGAUGAAGAGUGGCAUUAUGUGGAAAAGAAAGGCUUUUAUGAGAAGGCAGUGACCGAGUGGCUACAGCGAGAUAUAAUAGAAGGAAGACUCUUCUACCACCAUCUUGGACCCCACAGCCCUCAAUCUGUAUUGGCUCACCUGACUUUCCAUGUGCAGGAUGACCAUGAGCCACCCAAUGUAUCCAACCAGCAUGUCUUCAUUGUCAAAAUUCACCCAGUGGAUCUACUAAGUCCAGAGUUGUAUCCUGGAACUACCCUAGAAAUGAAUGUUCAAGAAUACCAACUUACUUACUUCCAGAAGAAAUUCCUCCGAUACAUAGACCAACACUCAGAUGACCAGAACCUACAAUACACUCUACUGACACCUCCAACUGACACAGACGACAACCACCAAGUCCCAGUUGGAAAAAUUGUGCUUACUGAUGUGCCAGACACACCCAUCGUGCACUUUAACCAGGCCCAGGUAAAUCACCAUAAAGUUGCCUAUCAACCUCCCCAGACAAAACUGGGUAUUGUACUCCAGGUUGUGCAAUUCACUUACCAGGUAGAAGAUGCUGCAGGCAAUAGCGUAUCAGGAACAUUCACAUUAUUCCUGCAGCCUUUGAAAAACCAGCCUCCACAAGUCACUAACAGAGGCUUUAAUAUCUUGGAAGGAAACAGCUUUAUUCUCAGCAGUAAUGAGCUAGAUGUUACGGACGCUGACACAGAUGCUGACCAGAUCAUCUUCAUGUUAAUACAGGGUCCCCAACAUGGACACUUGCAGUUCUUAAAAAAACUUAUGGUGCCAGGAGAAUCUUUCAUGUACGCUGAUAUUGUCAAUGGAAGUGUCUCUUACCAGCAUGUCAGAGACCAGACUACCGGUGAUACUUUCCAGCUAGAGGUAAGUGACCGGGUACACUGUGUACCCAUCACUGUCCAUAUCUCUACGCAGCCCACUGAUGACAAGAGUACUAGGAUCUCUAUCACGGGUAGACCACUAUUGAAUGUCUCCAUAGAUGUGCUAGAGAAUAAAGCCACUGAGAUCACCAUGAACAUCAUCCAUGACCAAAAGGACUCAAAUGAGUCAAUGAUGAUUUUUAUUGUAGAGGAGAGUCCCAAACUGGGCACUAUUCUGGUAGAUGGUUUGCCCACAGAACGAUUCACUCAAGAGGACCUUGUUAGUGGGGCCAUAACCUAUGACCACACUGGAGGUGAAAUUGGUUUCCAAAAGCAGCAUGAUACCUUCACUCUCACCCUCUACAAGGAUCCUUUUCAAUGGGUGUUGGGGGACAGCAUAAAGAAGAGGGUUCAUGUACAAGUGACUGUGCUGCCUGAGGACAAUGUGGCCCCCAUGGUCUCAGUGAGGGAGUCCUACAUUGUCUAUGAAGGUGGUAAGAGUUCCUUGACCUUGCACCAUCUCAGCAUUGAAGAUGUGGACACUCCCCAAGAUAAAAUUUUGUGCAUAGUGACUAGUCAGCCAGCUUCUGGAUACCUGGAAAAUAUUGCACCCGCUUCUGGCUCAGAAGAACCAAGGAUUGGUAACCCCAUCAGUGCUUUCUCCAUCAGAGAUAUUCAAGCAAGGCAUAUCAAUUAUGUACAGAGUAUCCACAAGGGGGUAGAACCACAAGAAGAUAGACUCACUUUUUAUUGCUCAGAUGGUAUUAACUUCUCCCCCAAUGUCUUCUUCCCUAUAAUCAUCUUACCCACCAACGAUGAGUCGCCUGAACUUUUCACCCAUGAGUUUGUGGUGUUAGAGGGGAUGAGCCUGGUCAUAGACACCCCACUACUCAAUGGAGCAGAUGCUGACACGCCACCUAAUGAGCUUCAUUUUCAGCUCACAGCCCUCCCUCAGCAUGGACGGAUCAUACAGCAGCUGGCCACAGGCAGCCAACCCAUCCACAGCUUCACCUUAGAGGAGAUCCAGGAGGCCUCCACCAUCGUGUAUGAACAUGAUGACUCAGAGACCACAGAAGACAGUUUUGAAGUCUGGCUAAGUGAUGGCAAGCAUACCACCCACAGGAAGGUACCCAUCACAGUGAUCCUGGUAGAUGAUGAAGCCCCUCAACUGACAAUCAACAAUGUGCUGGAAGUGGAGAGUGGACACACUGAGGUAAUCACAAACGCGUUCCUCAAGGCCACUGACCUUGAUUCAGAUGAUAAAAGUCUCAGUUUUGUCCUCCGUUCUGGUCCUCAACAAGGGUUUCUACAGCAACUAAGAAAACCCAGAGAAGUGAGGAACAAUCUGACUGUUGGAAUGAACUUUACCCAGGAUGAGAUUGAUAAAGGCCUCAUAACCUAUACUCACACAGGCCAGCAAGGGAUUCAAGACCUUAUCAAAUUUGAUGUGACUGAUGGGGUUAACCCUUUAAUAGACUGCUUCUUCUAUGUGACAAUUGGCAGCUUAGAUAAAAUCUUUCCUGAGGUGGUGAGCAAAGGAGUCCCCUUGAAAGAAGGUGGUAGAGUGACCCUCACCACACAUCUACUUACCAUCAGUGACAUCGAUGGCCCUGAUGAGCAGCUUUACUUUAGCAUCACACAGGCUCCUAGCCUGGGCCAUUUGGAAAAUUUGGACCAUCCAGGGGAACCCAUUGAAUCUUUCACUCAGCUUCAGUUGGCUGGCAACAAAAUAUUCUAUGUUCACACUUCCGAUGAUGAGAUAAAGACAGACAGCUUUGCAUUUCUCAUAACUAAUGGACACAACACUGUGUUUAGAACCUUCAGGUUCUUCAUCAUGGCUUUAGAUAGUAAGAAACCUGUCUUAACCAUCCACAAACUAGUACUUCAGAGAGGGGAUAGCAAACUGAUCACUCCUUUUGAGUUGACAGCUGAGGACAAUGAUACCCCAGAUGAUCUUCUUCGAUUUACCAUCAAUCAGGUCCCCUCCCAUGGUAGAAUUUUAUAUGAUGGCAGCCAGCCUGUUUUCACCUUCACCAAACAGGCCCUGAAUAAGAAUCGGAUCAGCUACUGGCACGAUGGCAGUGAGACCAUGGAAGACAGUUUCUCCUUGACUGUGACAGAUGGCAAUCACACUGACUUUUAUGUCUUCCCAGACACUGCCUUUGAGACACACAAACCUCAAAUAAUGAGGAUCCAGAUAAGCUCCCUAGAUAACAAGCUUCCUCAGAUUGCCAUUAACAAAGGGGCCAUGGCCUUGAAGCACCUUCAUACUGGACACAUGGGCUUCCUGAUUACCAGCAAGUUUCUGAAGGCAGAGGAUCAGGACAGUUCCCACUGGCUUCUGAAGUAUAAAGUGAUCAGGGGACCAGAGCAUGGCUUCAUUAUCAACACUGGCCUUGGAAAUGAGAGCACACAAGUAUUUACACAAGCUGAUAUUGAUGAGCUGAGAAUCUGCUAUGUCUUGAAAGAGGGCAGCAAUGCAACAAAGGACAUCUUCUACUUUUCUGUUGAAGACCAUGGAGGAAAUAAACUAACAAACCAGCCAUUCCAGCUAAACUGGGCAUGGAUAUCUUUGGAGAAAGAGUACUACAUUGUAGAUGAAGAUUCCACAUUCUUGGAAGUGAUCCUUACACGCAGAGGCUACCUUGCAGAAACAUCAUUUAUCAGCAUUGGAACCAAAGAUGAAACUGCAAAAAAAGAUAAAGAUUUUAGAGGAAAGGUCCAGAAACUAAUCCAGUUCAGUCCUGGACAGACUGCGGCUACAUGGAGAGUGAGAAUUAUCCCUGACAAUAAAUACGAGGCUUCAGAGACCUUCCAGAUCAUUCUAUCGGAUCCUGUCAUGGCUGCACUAGAGUUUCCGGAAAUGGCAACCGUUGAAAUUGUUGACCCAAGAGAUGAAUCAACAGUCUAUAUUCCAGAGGCAGAAUACAAAGUAGAGGAGCAUGCUGGGGAGCUUUUGAUUCCUGUCAGGCGGUCUGGAGAUGCAAGCCAGGAACUAACAGUCAUUUGCUCUACACACCAAGGUUCUGCCACAGGCACAAUUCCUUCCACAGACUUGUCUUUCUCUGACUACAUUUCACGUCCAGAGGACCACACCAGUAUCCUCCGCUUUGACAAGGAUGAGAUUGAGAAGACCUGCCGUGUGGUGAUCAUUGAUGACUCCCUUUAUGAAGAGGAGGAGUCCUUCAGCGUCUCACUGAGCCUGACAAUGGGAGGACAACUUGGAGCCAAAUUCCCCAUUACCAGGGUGACUCUCCUGGCAGAUCAUGAGGAUGAGCCUGUCCUACACUUUGGGGUUGCUGAGUAUCAUGUCGAUAAAAGUGCUGACAAUCUGGAGGUUUGUGUCUGGAGAACAGGUCCUGAUCUUUCCCAAGCAGCCUCUGUCACCGUGCGUUCCAGAAGGACCGAGCCAGUCUCAGCAGCAGCUGGACUAGAUUAUGUCGGCAUCAACCGAAAUCUGGACUUCGCUCCUGGGGUACGCAUGCAAAUAUUCCAAGUGACGAUCCUUGGUGACCUGGGACAACCCAUCUUGGAAGGUCCAGUGAACUUUGAAUUAUUUCUUCAGAUGCCAAUAGGUGCAGUGCUUGGAGAACCAAAUAAAAGCAUCAUAUUCAUCAAGGACUGUAAGCAAAGUGUUUGUAUGUAG